AUGAGCUCCACGCAGUUCAACAAGGGCCCCUCGUACGGGCUGUCGGCCGAGGUCAAGAACUGGCUCCUGUCCAAAUAUGACCCCCAGAAGGAGGCAGAGCUCCGCACCUGGAUUGAGGGACUCACCGGCCUCUCCAUCGGCCCCGACUUCGAGAAGGGCCUGAAGGACGGAACUAUUUUAUGCACACUCAUGAACAAGCUACAGCCGGGCUCCGUCCCCAAGAUCAACCGCUCCAUGCAGAACUGGCACCAGCUAGAAAACCUGUCCAACUUCAUCAAGGCCAUGGUCAGCUACGGCAUGAACCCCGUGGACCUGUUUGAGGCCAACGACCUGUUUGAAAGUGGGAACAUGACACAGGUGCAGGUGUCUCUACUCGCCCUGGCGGGGAAGGCCAAGACUAAGGGGCUGCAGAGCUGGGGGGACAUUGGCGUCAAGUACUGGGAGAAGCAGGAGCGGAAUUUCGAUGACGCCACCAUGAAGGCCGGCCAGUGUGUCAUUGGGCUGCAGAUGGGCACCAACAAAUGCGCCAGCCAGUCGGGCAUGACUGUGUAUGGCACGAGGAGCCAUCUCUAUGACCCCAAGAACCAUAUCCUGCCCCCCAUGGACCACUCCACCAUCAGCCUCCAGAUGGGCACAAACAAGUGUGCGAGCCAGGUGGGCAUGACGGCUCCCAGGAUGCCACGGCACAUCUAUGACACCAAGCUGGGAACCGACAAGUGUGACAACUCCUCCAUGUCCCUGCAGAUGGGCUACACGCAGGGCGCCAACCAGAGCAGCCAGGUCUUUGGCCUGGGCCGACAGAUAUAUGAUCCCAGGUAUUGCCCACAAGGCACAGUGGCCGAUGGGGCUCCCUCAGGCACCAGCGACCGCCCGGACCCGGGGGAGGUCCCUGAAUAUCCCCUUUACUACCAGGAGGAGGCCAGCUACUGA
Rhinopithecus roxellana (golden snub-nosed monkey) is the source of this 930-nucleotide messenger RNA. Its product is annotated as calponin-2-like. NCBI's taxonomy places the organism in Eukaryota, Metazoa, Chordata, Mammalia, Primates, Cercopithecidae. The transcript has a single exon. The record is from RefSeq and is a predicted model, not a curated record. Gene Ontology annotation, biological process: actomyosin structure organization. Bases 1 to 930 code for a protein of 309 amino acids. Gene Ontology annotation, molecular function: actin binding.